UCAUUUCAUGGGGUCUCUCAGCGUCCUGGGUUCCCUCCUACUGCUUGGACUCCAGCUCGUCUGCCCACAGCCCUCCACUGAACACAGAAAGGUCCCGCAGCGGAUGGCGGCGGCCCAGGGCGUCCCCGAGGACGGCGGCGGCGGCGCCCCGGGCGUGUGGGGCGCCUGGGGGCCCUGGUCCGCCUGCUCGCGUAGCUGCAGCGGCGGCGUGAUGGAGCAGACGCGGCCCUGCCUGCCCGGCUCGUACCGCGCGCGCGGGGCCCUGCGGCCCGGAGCGCCCCCGCGCGCCUUCGCGGGCCACGUGGUGUCCGCAGUGCGCACGUCGGUGCCGCUGCACCGGAGCCGCGACCGCGAGGAGCCGCGCGCCCCCGCCGGCCCCGACGCCAGCCGCCAGGGCCCGGGGCAGCGGGGCAGCCGGCACCCGCAGGCGCGGGGCCGCGACCCCACGGCGGAGAGCAGGAGCAGGACCCGUGGUCCCAUCGGCCCUGGCAAGUAUGGCUACGGGAAGGCCCCGUACAUCUUACCACUGCAGACGGACUCCGCACACUCGCCGCAGAGGCUUCGGAGGCAGAGGCCCCCGUCCCGGCAUUCCAGGACCCAGGGGGCAUCCGGUCCUAGCCACGGCUACGGCCCGCCGGCCCACCGGGCUCCCCAGCAUGGGCCUCUGUACCAGAGUGACGGUGGCCCUCGUUCUGGACUGCAGACCUCCAAGGCCUCCCUCUACCAGCGGCCCUUGACCCACGACCAAGGCUUUCCCGCAGCUUCCAGUCUCUUCCACGGCCCGGAAACCAGCAGCAACCAUGGCUUGGGGGCCCCCAGGGCAGCUCAGAGCUUCUCGCAGCCCGCCCGGUCUGCAGCCAUCUCCUGCAUUGGGGCCUAUCGGCAGUACAAGCUGUGCAACACCAAUGUGUGUCCCGAAAGCAGUAGAAGCAUCCGGGAGGUCCAGUGCGCAUCCUACAACAACAAGCCGUUCAUGGGCCGCUUCUAUGAAUGGGAACCAUUUGCAGAAGUAAAGGGCAACCGAAAGUGUGAGUUGAACUGCCAGGCAAUGGGCUACCGCUUCUACGUCCGGCAAGCUGAGAAGGUCAUUGAUGGUACCCCCUGUGACCAGAAUGGCACGGCCAUCUGCGUGUCUGGGCAGUGCAAGAGCAUUGGCUGUGAUGACUACCUGGGCUCGGACAAAGUGGUGGACAAGUGCGGGGUGUGCGGAGGCGACAACACGGGCUGUCAGGUUGUGUCAGGCGUAUUCAAGCACGCCCUCACCAGCCUGGGCUACCACCGAGUGGUCGAGAUUCCCCAAGGAGCCACCAAAAUCAACAUCACCGAGAUGCACAAGAGCAACAACUAUUUGGCUUUGCGAAGUCGUUCUGGCCGCUCCAUCAUCAACGGGAACUGGGCAAUUGACCGGCCGGGAAAAUACGAGGGCGGAGGGACCAUGUUCACCUACAAGCGUCCAAAUGAGAUUUCGAGCACCGCUGGAGAGUCCUUUUUGGCUGAAGGCCCCACGAAUGAGAUCUUGGAUGUCUAUAUGAUACACCAGCAGCCCAACCCAGGAGUCCACUAUGAGUACGUCAUCAUGGGGACCAACGCCAUCAGCCCACAGGUGCCUCCUCACAGGAGACCAGGGGAGCCCUUCAACGGCCAGCUGGGGACACACGGGAGGGGCCAGGAGGAGGGAGAAGAGAAAGAGGAGGCUGAGGAUAAGGAAGAUGUGCACGGCGGGGCCCCCGAAGUAUUCACCUCGGAAUCGGCACAGACCUUCCCAGUCAGGCAUCCGGAUGGAUUUUCUUCCCAUCGGCCAGACAAUGUGGUGCCGGCAGCACCACAGCCCCCGCGGCGAAGCCGGGACCACAACUGGAAGCAGCUGGGGACCACAGAAUGCUCCACAAGUUGUGGGAAAGGAUCGCAGUUCCCUAUUUUUCGCUGUGUGCACCGAAACACCCACGAAGAGGUGCCCGAGAGCUACUGCGACUCCAGUAUGAAGCCCACCCCCGAGGAGGAGCCCUGCAACCUGUUCCCUUGCCCAGCCUUCUGGGACAUCGGAGAGUGGUCCGAGUGCAGCAAAACCUGCGGCCUGGGCAUGCAGCAUCGCCAGGUCCUGUGCCGCCAGGUGUACGCCAACCGCAGCCUGACGGUGCAGCCCUACCGCUGCCAACACCUGGAGAAGCCCGAGACCACCAGCACCUGCCAGCUCAAGAUCUGCAGCGAGUGGCAGAUCCGGACGGACUGGACCUCGUGCUCAGUGCCCUGCGGGGUGGGACAGAGGACCCGAGACGUGAAGUGUGUGAGCAACAUCGGGGACGUGGUCGACGAUGAGGAAUGCAACAUGAAGCUCCGGCCGAACGACAUUGAGAACUGUGACAUGGGGCCCUGUGCCAAGAGCUGGUUCCUCACCGAGUGGAGUGAAAGGUGCUCAGCAGAGUGUGGGGCUGGAGUGCGGACACGCUCGGUGGUGUGCAUGACCAACCACAUCAGCAGCCUGCCCCUGGAGGGCUGUGGGAACAACCGACCCGCGGAGGCCACCCCAUGUGACAAUGGGCCCUGCACAGGCAAGGUGGAGUGGUUUGCAGGGAGCUGGAGUCAGUGUUCCAUCGAGUGUGGGAGUGGGACCCAACAGAGGGAGGUGAUUUGUGUUAGGAAGAAUGCAGACACCUUUGAAGUGCUGGACCCCUAUGAAUGUUCCUUCCUGGAGAGACCCGCCAGCCAGCAAGCAUGCCACCUCAAGCCUUGCGGGGCCAAGUGGUUUAACACAGAAUGGAGCAUGGUAAGUCAUGGUUGUAGGGAAGGAUUUCAAAGCCAUGUCUCGCGCCCUUUCUCCUCCCACUGGUCCCGGCUGGCUCUGUGCUCAGAGAGUCUUUUCUGUUCUCUUGCCGCAGAUGAAAACUGCAAGGACAGGUACUACAACUGCAACGUGGUGGUGCAGGCGCGACUCUGCGUCUACAAUUACUACAAGACCGCCUGCUGCGCGUCCUGCACUCGCGGGGCCAACAGGCACGCGGGCUUCCUGGGGAGCAGAUAA
Callorhinus ursinus (northern fur seal) is the source of this 3019-nucleotide messenger RNA. It is a transcript of the gene THSD4, whose product is annotated as thrombospondin type 1 domain containing 4. Gene Ontology annotation, biological process: proteolysis; extracellular matrix organization. Gene Ontology annotation, cellular component: extracellular matrix. Lineage: Eukaryota; Metazoa; Chordata; Mammalia; Carnivora; Otariidae. The record is from RefSeq and is a predicted model, not a curated record. Gene Ontology annotation, molecular function: metalloendopeptidase activity.